Melospiza melodia melodia is the source of this 611-nucleotide messenger RNA. Its product is annotated as hydrocephalus-inducing protein homolog. Gene Ontology annotation, cellular component: axoneme. Gene Ontology annotation, biological process: axonemal central apparatus assembly; cilium movement. Lineage: Eukaryota; Metazoa; Chordata; Aves; Passeriformes; Passerellidae. Bases 37 to 420 code for a protein of 127 amino acids. The record is from RefSeq and is a predicted model, not a curated record. The transcript has 3 exons.
CUCAAAGCAGAGGUGACCCUGCGCAACACCGGGGUCAUGGAAUUCACCUUCGUGGUGCCAAACUGCAGCACUGGCACUGCAGCAAAGCCUCUGCCUGGAGUGCCCGUGGUCGUGCCCACCACAGGUUCCCUUGCACCUGGCCAGAAGCAAGUGUUGAAGGUCUAUUAUCUGCCAGGACAGCUGGGAGCCUUCCACAAGACUUUCCAGGUCAAAGUGGCUCAUCUGGAACCGGCAGAAAUCACCCUGAAGGGAAAGGGGACCUUCCCUGGGGUUACCAAGUACCGGCCCAGGAAGCUGAAAGAAGAGGAGAUACUGCAAGAGGAAGGAAAAAACCCAGAGGAAGAAGAAAAGGAAAAGGAUGAAUCAUCUGUGACCAUCUGUGAUGAUGGAGUCACUGAUGGGUCACUGAUGGGUCACUGAUUGUCACACCUGAACAACAGGCUAGUGUCCAACAUCUCCCCAGGGCCCCUUCAGCUGAGGGGCUCCCCCAGCAGCACACUGGGUCUGGUGGAACAGGUGGGAGGGUUAUUCCCACUUGGGAAAUUGGAGGAGUGGCAGCUGUGCUCCCUCCCAAAGCUGCCUUUGCUUGUGGCCAGCCCAUCCUCCAUACU